Arachis duranensis is the source of this 2593-nucleotide messenger RNA. RefSeq names its product receptor-like protein kinase FERONIA. The transcript has a single exon. Gene Ontology annotation, biological process: protein autophosphorylation. Gene Ontology annotation, cellular component: plasmodesma; plasma membrane. The coding region runs from base 68 to 2497 and encodes 809 amino acids. The record is from RefSeq and is a predicted model, not a curated record. Gene Ontology annotation, molecular function: transmembrane receptor protein tyrosine kinase activity; ATP binding. Lineage: Eukaryota; Viridiplantae; Streptophyta; Magnoliopsida; Fabales; Fabaceae.
AGCAUAAAAGAACUAAACCAGCCCUUCACUUUCUUUUCCUUAACCACUUCUACGAGCCAAGCAAACCAUGAAGGAAACCGAAGUAACAGAAUCAUGGAACCAUAUUUUCAUCUUUGUAGUGCAUCCCAUCAUCAUCAUCAUUGUCUUCUUGUACUCCAUCAAUUUAACCAUUUGUGAUUCAAUUAGUGCCCCUUCAGAUACAAUCCUCCUUGAUUGCGGUUCCUCUGGAGAAUCAUCAUAUAACGGAGCACGAUGGAUAGGUGACAUUGGGUCUAGUUUCUUGCUUCCAAAAUAUAGCAAAAGUUCUUCUACUCUCUCGGUUUUGAACCAAUAUCACAAAAGAGUGCCAAAAAUACCAUACUCAACAACAAGAAUAAUUCAUUCACCUCUCAACUACACUUUCUCCUUCACCCGGAGCCUCAAAUUCAUUCGUAUAUACUUUCUAUCAGCUUCAUAUUUAAAUAUGAAUCCUUCUAAAGCCUAUUUUUCGGUCAAAGCAGGUUGUUACACUCUUUUAAGUAGUUUUAGUCCUUUUGUUGCUUCACAAGAACUCAACUUAGCUUAUUUCACUAAGGAUUUCUUGGUCAAUGUUGUGGAAGAGAAACUAAACAUAACCAUCAUUCCUUCUUCUCUAAUUUCCAAUGCAUUUGCUUUUGUAAAUGGCAUUGAGAUAUUCUCAGUGCCCUCUACUAUAUAUUUUCCAGUUUCCAAUUUUCAUGUUCCUUACCUUGGGCACCAAGAAUUAAAUAUAAGUGAUCAUCAAUAUGCUCUUGAAAUGCUCUACCGGGUUUCUAUCCAUGAAGUUGAAAAUGUAUUUGGGGCAUGGGUAGAAGAUUCAGGCUACUUAUAUAGUUCACUUCAUGGAAGUGUUCUUGACAGUAGAAUUCGACCUCUUUCGAUUACUUACAACACUUCCACUUCAUUUGAUUUCAAUUAUUCGGCUCCAGAAGAACUAUAUUGGAUUGCCAGAACAAUGGGAAGCAACCAAGAUGCCAACAUGGAGUACAAUUUAACAUGGUCGUUUCCUGUUGAUUCUGGAUUCAAAUACCUUGUUAGGCUUCAUUUCUGUGAGAUCUCCAUGGAGGUAACUAAGGUCAACCAAAGGGUGUUCAAGGUGUAUAUCAACAACCAAACAGCAGAGGAGAGAAUGGAUUUGGUUGCUUUGGUUGGUGCACCAUUUGUUGCCUUCUACAAAGACUAUGUUGUUAUGGUUCCUAGGGAAAGCGAGAGGAGGAGAAAUAUGUCGAUUGCGCUUCACCCAAACAUAGCAUCAAAACCCAAGUUUGCUGAUGCCAUCUUGAAUGGCAUAGAGAUCAUCAAGUUAAGUGACAGUAAUUUUAAUCUUGCAGUUAGUUUCCCAUUGAAAGAGGAACACCAAAAGAAGAAGAGGAAAGCUCCACUUGUGAUUGUUCUUGCUUGUACUUCAGCCGUUGCUUUUGCAUUGUUUAUUGCUAUUUAUGUUCUUAUCCAUCAAUCUUGUAAGAAACAAAACAGGGAAAAUCUUCAAGUACUCUCUUUGAAUGCUACUAGAGAAAACUACAAAAAUAUGCAAGUAAAAAUGACCUCAGGUCAUCAGUGCUAUCAAUUCACAUUAGCAGAGAUUAACAUAGCCACUGACAACUUCAAGGAAGAUCAAGUGAUUGGGGAGGGAGGCUUUGGAAAGGUGUACAAAGGCAUAAUAAAUGAUGGAGUCACUCCUUGCGCUAUAAAGCGAUGCAAAAAAGGUUCGCAUCAAGGAUUUAAGGAGUUUCAAAAUGAGAUAAGCUUUUUCACAUUUUGUCACUUGAAUGUGGUGUCACUCAUAGGCUUCUGCCAAGAGGAGAAUGAAUUGAUACUUGUGUAUGAAUACAUGGCUAAUGGCAGUCUUUGUGAUCAUUUAUACAAGAAACAGAACCAGCCACUUUCAUGGAAUCAGAGACUGAAGAUUUGUGUUGGCGCGGCACGAGGUCUACAUUAUUUGCAUACUGGCACAAGGCAGUCAAUCAUUCAUCGCGAUAUCAAGUCAGCCAACAUAUUGCUGGAUCAUCACUUGGUGCCUAAGAUUUCUGAUUUCGGGUUAUCAAGAAUCAUUCCCUUCUCUUCCCACACGCAUGUUACCACUGAGGUGAAGGGUACCUUUGGAUACUUAGAUCCAGAGUACUACAAGAGGAGAAAAUUGACUGAAAAAUCUGAUGUCUAUUCGUUCGGCGUGGUUUUGUUCGAAGUGUUGUGUGGAAGACCAGCAGUGAAACGUGUCGAAGUAGAAGAGCAAAGUGAGAAGGUUGGUUUGGCGGAAUGGGCCUUGCAUUGCCACCAAUGUAGAAGCAUUGAACAUCUAGUUGAUGCGAAAUUAGAAGGAAAGAUCAGAUCAGAUUGCUUGGUGGCAUUUGUAGAAAUUGGCAUCCAAUGUUUGAGUCAUAGGAGUGUAGAAAGGCCAACAAUGGGAGAUGUUCUUAGUAAAUUGGAGGAUAUCUUGUCCUUGCAGGAGAGUUUUGAGGAUCAAGAAAUAACCAUGUGAAAUAAAAUAUCUGGUGAAAAAGAACAGUUACAUACUUACAUGUAAUACCAUAGUAUAUGCAAUUAGUAUUGCAUCUAAUUCAUUCAUUUUUUGGGA